AUGGAUGGUGACGAUCUUUUCGACGUCUUUAACGAAGCUCCAGUCUUGGAUGCUCCAGUUGAAGAAGUAGAAGAAAUUAAAACUGAGGAGAUAAACUCCAAGAAAAGAACUGCUGGAAGUGGUAGUGAUGAUGAAGUCAUCGCAACCAGUACAACUGAGCCAAGUAGUUCUGAACCUCAACCAAGAAAAAAGAAAGAUGUAAAGACUAAAUCUGAAAUUAAGCCAGUAGUUUUCGAUGCUCUUGAGAUUGAAGCUUCUAGAGAAGUUGCUGUAUCCGAUGGAUUGAUGGCACCUUCUACAACUUCCAAGCCAGAAGGUCAAUUGAAAUUAAAGCAUCAAGUUAGACAUCAAGUUGCAGUUCCACCUGAUUUCCCAUAUGUCCCUAUCGGGGAACAUAAAAGACAUAACGAAGCUAGAACAUAUCCGUUUGUAUUGGAUCCUUUCCAAGACACUGCUAUUUCUUGUAUCGAUAGAAAUGAAUCUGUAUUGGUUUCUGCCCAUACAUCUGCUGGUAAAACAGUUGUAGCUGAGUAUGCAAUUGCUCAAUCUUUGAGAGAAAAGCAAAGAGUUAUCUACACAUCUCCAAUUAAGGCCUUGAGUAAUCAAAAGUAUAGAGAAUUAUUGGCAGAAUUUGGUGAUGUUGGUUUGAUGACUGGUGAUGUUACUAUCAAUCCAGAUGCUGGAUGUUUAGUCAUGACUACUGAAAUUUUGAGAAGUAUGUUGUAUCGUGGUUCCGAAGUUAUGAGAGAAGUUGCAUGGGUUAUUUUCGAUGAAGUCCAUUACAUGAGGGAUAAAUCUCGUGGUGUUGUUUGGGAAGAAACCAUCAUUUUAUUGCCAGAUAAGGUUCAUUAUGUUUUCCUUUCUGCCACCAUUCCAAAUGCCAUGCAAUUUGCUGAAUGGAUUGUCAAGAUUCAUAUGCAACCUUGUCACGUUGUUUAUACGGAUUUCCGUCCUACUCCUUUACAGCAUUAUUUAUUCCCAGCUGCAGGUGAUGGAAUUCAUUUGGUUGUUGAUGAAAAGGGAACUUUUAGAGAAGAAAAUUUCCAAAAGGCCAUGGCCUCUAUCAGUGACAAUGUUGGAGAUGAUCCAUCCAGUGGAGAUAAAUCCAAGGGUAAGAAGGGUCAAACAUAUAAAGGUGGUAACAAAGAUGGUAAGUCUGAUAUUUAUAAGAUUGUUAAAAUGAUUUACAUGAAGAGAUACAAUCCAGUUAUUGUUUUCUCUUUCUCCAAGAGAGAUUGUGAAUCUUUAGCUUUGAAAAUGUCUAAAUUAGAUUUUAAUACUGAUGAUGAAAGAGAUGCCUUGACUAAAAUUUUCAAUAACGCUAUUGGAUUAUUACCAGAAGCUGAUAAGGAAUUACCUCAAAUCAAGAAUAUAUUACCUCUUUUGAGACGUGGUAUUGGUAUCCAUCAUUCUGGUUUGUUACCAAUUUUGAAGGAAAUUAUUGAAAUUUUGUUCCAAGAAGGUCUUUUGAAAGUAUUAUUUGCAACUGAAACUUUCUCCAUUGGUCUUAAUAUGCCUGCUAAGACCGUUGUGUUUACUUCUGUACGUAAGUGGGAUGGUAAAGGAUUCCGUUGGGUAUCUGGAGGUGAAUAUAUCCAAAUGUCUGGUAGAGCUGGUCGUCGUGGUUUAGAUGAUCGUGGUAUUGUUAUCAUGAUGAUUGACGAAAAGAUGGAACCACAAGUCGCCAAGGGGAUGGUUAAGGGUCAAGCUGAUAGAUUAGACUCUGCAUUCCAUUUGGGUUACAAUAUGAUUUUGAACUUGAUGAGAGUGGAAGGUAUUUCUCCUGAAUUUAUGUUGGAGAGUUCUUUCUUCCAAUUCCAAAAUGCUGCAUCUGUUCCAGUUAUGGAAAAGGAAUUACAAGAUUUAACUCUUACCUCAAACCAAAUUCAUAUUGAUGAUGAAGGUGUUGUUAAAGAAUAUUAUGAUUUGAAGAAACAAUUGGAUACUUAUCAACAAGAUGUUCGUCGUGUUAUCACCCAUCCAGGCCAUAUCUUACCAUUUUUACAAGCUGGUAGAGUCAUUCUGGUUAAGAUUGGUGAUAUGGAUUAUGGUUGGGGGAUGGUUACAUCUUUCACCAAGAGAAAUAACAAGAGAAAUCCUUCACAAGUUUUCACUGAUCAUGAAUCAUAUUUGGUGAAUGUAUUCGUAUACACCAUGUACGUUGAUUCUCCAGUCAAUUUAAUCAAACCUUUCAACCCAAUGUUGGCUGAAGGUAUUAGACCAGCUAAGGCUGGUGAAAAAUCUAGAGCUGAGUACAUUCCAAUUACUUUAGAUUCUAUUGAAAAGAUCAGUAGUGUAAGAUUAAAGGUUCCAGAUGAAUUCAAGAGUUCAGCUGCCAAGAGAAACCUUCUCAAGACUAUGAAGGAUCUUCCAAAGAGACUCCCAGAUGGUAUGCCACUUAUGGAUCCAGUUGAAAGUAUGAAGAUUGAGGAUUCUGACUUCAAGUUACUCUUAAGAAAGAUUGAUGUUUUAGAAUCAAAAUUAGUCAGUAACCCAUUACAUGACAGUACAAGAUUGAAAGAUUUGUAUGAAAAAUACACUGAAAAGGUCCAGCUUGAUGCUAAGAUCAAGGUUCUUAAGGAAAAGGUUUUGGAAGCACAAGCAGUCAUUCAAUUGGAUGAUUUGAGACAUAGAAAGAGAGUUUUAAGAAGACUUGGAUUUACUACUCAAAAUGAUAUCAUAGAAUUAAAGGGUAGAGUUGCAUGUGAAAUCAGUACUGGUGAUGAAUUAUUAUUGACAGAAUUGAUUUUCAAUGGUAAUUUCAAUGACUUAACUUCAGAACAAUGUGCUGCCUUAUUGUCAUGUUUCGUUUUCCAAGAAAGAUCUAAGGAAGUUCCAAGAUUGAAGCCUGAGCUUGCUGAACCUCUUAAGUCUAUGCAAGAUAUGGCUACCAAGGUCGCCAAGGUUUUCAAGGAAUGUAAGAUUGAACUUGUUGAAAAGGAAUACGUUGAAUCAUUCAGACUGGAACUUAUGGAAGUUACAUACUCUUGGUGUAAAGGGGCAUCUUUUACCCAAAUUUGUAAGAUGACAGACGUAUACGAAGGUUCUUUAAUUCGUAUGUUUAAGAGAUUAGAAGAAAUGUUGAGACAAAUGGUCACUGCGGCCAAAACUAUUGGAAAUGCUGCCUUGGAAGAAAAGAUGGAAAAGGCUAUGGAAAUGGUUCAUAGAGAUAUCGUUUCUGCUGGAUCUUUGUACCUUUAG
Messenger RNA from [Candida] anglica, 3201 nucleotides. The record is from the annotation of a GenBank genome assembly. Lineage: Eukaryota; Fungi; Ascomycota; Pichiomycetes; Serinales; Debaryomycetaceae.